GAUCUGGGAAUCUCCUCUUCUCUUGGCUGCCAAGGAGAACAAUGUUCAGGGUCUUAGGAAAUUAAUUGAAGAUGGUUCUUGUGACAUUUAUCAAAGAGGAGCAAUUGGGGAGACAGCUCUCCAUGUAGCCACCCUCCAUGAUUGUACAGAGGCUGCUGAUUUUCUUCUGGAAGUUGCUCCAGAACUCAUCAAUGAGAAAAUGACAUCAACACUUUAUGAAGGACAAACAGCACUCCACAUUGCAGCAGUUAAUCAAAAUGUUCACUUAGUGAAAUGUCUGCUGAAGAAGAGGGCUCACAUUUCUACUCCUCGAGCUACAGGACACUUCUUCAGGCGUAACUCCUCACAUCACUCCUAUUUUGGGGAGCAUGUUUUAUCUUUUGCAGCCUCUGUGGGCAAUGAGGAAAUUGUUCGUCUAUUAAUUGAAAAUGGAGCUGAUAUCAGGGCACAAGAUUCUCUAGGAAACACGGUUCUUCACAUUCUAGUUCUUCAGCCAAACAGGACAUUUGCAUGCCAGAUGUAUAAUUUCAUCCUUUCCUAUGAUAAACAAGAAGGGAACUUGGAAGCAUUAGACUUGAUUCCCAACAAUGAAGGUCUUACUCCAUUCAAACUUGCUGGAGUUGAGGGUAACAUUGUGAUGUUCCAGCAUCUUUUGCAAAAGCGUAAACAAAUAAUGUGGUCUUUGGGACCUAUUACUACCAUUCUCUAUGACCUUACAGAAAUUGAUUCCUGGGGUGAAGACCAGUCUUUUUUGGAACUUGUUGUAUCAACAAAGAAAAGAGAGGCUCGCCGUAUACUAGAUAUUACUCCUGUGAAGGAGCUUGUGAACCUGAAGUGGAAUACAUACGGGCGUCCUUAUUUCUGUUUCCUGGCUCUGUUUUAUGUCCUCUAUAUGAUUUGCUUCACCAUGUGCUGCGUUUAUAGACCACUGAAAAGUCGCUCAGAGAAUCAAACAAACAAGCGGGAUAACACCAUCAUUGUGCAGAAAACAUUGCAGGAAUCAUAUCUGACAUAUGAGGAUCAACUCAGGCUUGUGGGAGAGUUAAUUACAGUGAUUGGAGCCAUGGCAAUUUUACUCCUAGAGAUUCCAGAUAUUCUAAGAGUUGGAGCCACAAAGUACUUUGGACAAACUAUCCUGGGAGGACCUUUUCACAUAAUAAUCAUCACCUAUGCCUGUGUGAUUCUGGUAACCAUGGCAAUGCGACUGACCAGCACAGAAGGAGAAGUGGUCCCCAUGUCCAUUGCCCUGGUGUUAGGCUGGUGCAACGUCAUGUACUUUGCACGAGGAUUUCAGAUGCUUGGGCCUUUCACCAUCAUGAUACAGAAGAUGAUAUUUGGUGACCUUAUACGUUUUUGUGGUCUAAUGGCUGUUGUCAUACUUGGCUUUGCCUCAGCUUUCUACAUCAUCUUUCAGACAGAAAAUCCAAGCAAUCUGGGACAGUUCUACAAUUAUCCCAUGUCUCUCUUCAGUACGUUUGAGCUCUUCCUCACCAUCAUAGAUGGACCAGCCAACUAUGAUGUGGAUCUUCCAUUCGUGUUCUGUGUGGUGUAUGCUGCGUUUGCUAUCAUUGCUGCUUUGCUCAUGCUCAACCUGCUCAUUGCCAUGAUGGGUGACACUCAUUGGAGAGUAGCCAAUGAACGGGAUGAGCUUUGGCGAGCACAGGUUGUUGCUACUACAGUCAUGCUUGAACGGAAACUCCCACGAUGUCUUUGGCCUCGGUCUGGUAUUUGUGGCCAAGAGUACGGGUUAGGAGACAAGUGGUUUCUCAGGGUGGAAGAGCGUCUGGAUAUCAGCAAGCACAAGAUGUUACGCUAUGCAGAGGCAUUUAGAAACCAAGACAAAGAGGUUUUUGAUAAGUAUUCUGGGAAACUAUACCAACCUGAACCUUUCCAAUUCAAGAAAGAAACUCCAUCUCCAUCUGUCUCACGAAGCUCCACUCUAAGUAGCUUCCACCGUGGUUGGCAAAUCCUGCGGAACAACACCUUCAGCCACCUUCGUGGGGAAGUCAAUCAUGCUUUGGAAGAAGAGAUCUAUCACUUCUGAUAUGCCUGUUGAAUGACUGGUCACAUUACUGGUGCUUUGUGCUGCUUCACAAAUUUUUCCAGUAGUUGGUGGGAUCUGGGGGCAGUGAUAUCAGGAUUCAGGAUGAAUCUUAAACUUCCCUUGUUAUGGAGCAUCAUUUUAUUGCUUUCCCAUUGUUCCACCAAAAGGACUGAAAAAAGUUACUGGUUUUUUAUAUAGGACUCCAGUGCACUUUAAGUUAAAUAGGUGACAUGGAAUUUUAUCCCAGGUUCAAGUUUUGUAGUCACUAUGAUAGGAUUUCUUUUCUUGGCUGAAUUGAAUUCCGCUAAUGUUUCCCUUGGGGAGAGGAAUAACGAAAAGGUUUACUAACUUAAUUGUAUUAAUAUACAGCCUCUUCUGUUUAUUCUUGCUGACUUGGAAUCAAGCCUGUUACUACUCUUGACCUGUUUGACAGCUAUUAUAUAGGACCAGAAUUUUCCUUAAGAGGAAAUCUAAAAAUAAAACCCUAAUUAACUAAAACCCUAACUUUAAGUCACCUUAAUAGGUGAACUUUCCAAAAGUAUUGUGUUUCCUUGAGAAGGCAUCAAGAUUUGUUUAAGGUAGAAUACAAAGUAAUACUAAACAUUUUUACUCAGCCAAAAAUAACUGCAAUUAAUUUUAGUGAAAUGUUUCAAAGGAUUUUUUCAUAGUCUCUACUUCCAAAGUGAUGGCCUUUCCUACAGAUCCAACUUGAAAAUAUCAUUCUUCCAAAUAUAAAGUGAAACAAAGCAAGUGCUUUAUUAAUUUAUCUUUAGCUAUCACUUGAAACUUUACUCCAGAAGGAAAAAGCCAAUAUUUCAUCACUUAAAGCAAAUUAAUGACUUACUGUCUUUCCAGCAGCUGAGUGGAAAAUUACUCCAAUUCCUUUGUAGCAGGAGCAGUGAGAGACUGUUCUAGCUGGUCAUAUUUGCCUUUCAAUUGACUUUGUAUAUUCACCUGAACUAUGUCGCAUCAAAGAAUGAUGCAGACAGUUUUCAGGCAUUGUCAGUCUGAUUCUUGCUUGAUCUACUAUUGCCCAAAUUUGGCUCUGGCCUUCAAGAAUAAGCUGGCUUGGUUCUCAUUCCAUAACAAAAAUGCAUUUUCUAUGCACAGAUGUCUGGCAACUCAGGAAUUUCCCGUUGUAUUUUAAGGUUUGUCACAAUGGCCAAGGAUUUCUGAAGGAUCUCUGCCUGCUACGAAUGAUCUUUCCCUUGGUUGAGCUUGAGAAAAGAAAACUAUGAGAGUCUUUUCAGACAUACCUUCAGAGGGCAAUUAAAUGUUGGAUUGGGAAGGUGCCACUUAAAUUGGUUUCAAACCCAGAAGAUGCCUCUCUGCCCGCUCUGAACCACUCUGAACUCUGAACUCAGACUUGGGGCGAGGGAAGGAUUUCUAAAGAAGAAAUGGGGAGGAACUUUUUUUUAUCCAAGGAUGAAGUUCAGAACCUACCUCUUCAAGCUGAAGUUGGAGAUUUGUCAUAUCACUGUGAUGAACUGAACGAGUUUUGAUUACUUAUGGUUUUAUGUAUUUCCUUUGUAGAAUUUUGCACUAUAUGUCUGUGAAAAUACAAUUUGCACAUGUAUAAAACUGAUCUAUGAUGCUUUAGGGUGUUUGAAAAGUAAUUUCAUUUCAUGCCUUAAUAUUCUGGUUUCAUAUUCUCUCAAAUGAAGUAUUAGCUAAAGAAAUUCCUUAGGGGGUUAUUUGUAGUUUAGUAAUUUCUCUAGUGGCAUAGAUCUUAUAGUUUCUCCAAGUGAUUAGACAAGGACUUGAAUUAGUUUGGACAUUGAUUUGGACAAGAAAUGAUUGGACAGGCACUGAAGAUGUUACCCAGUCUGGUAAUAAAACAACUAUGAAACAAUAACACAAAAUAAAUGAAGCAAACAAUCAAGCCCAAGGACUGCAUGGCUAGACAAGAACCUGCACCAUGGCUCACUUCAUCUAUGAUGUAAUUAAUGGGGUACCAGGAUAUUUGGAACAAUGGCGUUGGUCUUUUUUCCUGGAUUCUGCCAGGAAAUUAUGUUUCAGAAUAUUCAUUAAUUAGAAUAUAACCUUGCUGCCUAACAGGAAUAAAAUACAUAGUUUCAGCUCAGUCUUCUUUCUAUCAUUCAGCCUUUGGAGAUACACCAUUUUAUCAAUGGUGAUUUUUUUUAAAAGUAAGGCAGCAAUCAAGUUGAAAGUAACAUAAUCCAGAAAAAACGGCACAUUGAGCUGAGAUCUUAAAUUAAGGCAGAAGAUGUCCAAUGUAAUGUAAAUUUGGAGCAGCUUUCAGCUAAAUUUCAGGCUUCCAUUUUUAUAUGGAAAUAUGAUUUAUUGAAGUAAGUAGAAAGAUAUGUAUAUAAAUCACAUUGUAAAUCUCUUGAAGCUUAUCAAGAUUUGCCUUAGAAGAAGUAUUGUUUUAACAAUCACUAGCUCUCAGGGGAGAUGAGUCUAAAGGGAACAUAUUGUUAAUCCCUUUUGUUCACAACAAUUUAAUUAUUUAUAGUGAAUUAAGCUAAUAUAAGCACAAACAAUUGUUUUAAUUUGUAGAAAGGUUUUUCUGAGUUCAUUUUGUUUGAAGUUGCACUUUCUUACUCUUGUGUCAUAUUAAUGUAGACAUUUUUUUACACUUUGCUGAAAGCAUUUAAUAAAAUUUGAGAUUCAAUCAAAAUAAAUUUAUAAU
This is a messenger RNA of Thamnophis sirtalis, 4697 nucleotides long. The record is from RefSeq and is a predicted model, not a curated record. NCBI's taxonomy places the organism in Eukaryota, Metazoa, Chordata, Lepidosauria, Squamata, Natricidae.